AUGAUUCGGUCGCUUUAUUCGUUGCUGCUACUAGUGGCUCCCCUCGUUCUUGCGUUGGGCGGGUCCACUACUACAACUGUUAGUCCCGUGCCAGAUCGAUUGGCACGUAGGGAUAGAAUUGAGAUCCAAAACGUCCAAGACGCUUGUGCAGGUCGAAGCUUUUUGAAUAGUGUUAGUAUUCUCCAACAAAACAUGGAUGUUACCGAUGUUUCCUACCUAGGGAAUAACACUUAUAACGUGACUAUUCAUGUUACUGGUUCAAGCACUAUUGCUUCUAAUCUCUUGCAAAGUUUGGCUAUCACCAACAUCGAUGGUCCGGAGAACCAAGUUACUUUGUACAGCACUGACUCUGCGGGUUUGUUAAAUACGGUUUCUCCAACGGACUAUACUGCUACUUUUGAGUCUUAUGGUGUUCAACAAGGUAAUGAAAUCUGGUUACCAGCUUUCCAAUUGACAUAUACCUAUAGCAAUGGUUUACCUGAUCCCUUGGCUGCUAGUAACUCCUAUAAUUUGGCGGCUGGUUGUCCAGCUGUGGAUUCUUCUCUCGCAGGUUAUCACUGGAGAAAUCCAGAUUCACCUGUUAGCUCCACGACUUCUAGCAGCUCCUCAUCAACUAGCUCCAGUGCUCCUCCAUCUGGCUCUAGUAUCCCACCAAGUACUUCCUCAAGCGCAUCAUCUACUAGUGGUUCCAGCAGUGCUCCAGGCACUUCUUCAACAGGUUCAACAUCUGCUCCAAGCGGCAGCGGUAACUCUGGUGCCUCUGGUGCCUCUGGUGCUUCCGGUGCAUCAUCUUCUGAAGCAAGCGGCAGCGGUAACUCUGCUACCUCUGGUGCCUCUGGUGCUUCCGGUGCAUCUUCCUCUGCUCCAACCAGUACUUCCGGUGCUUCAUCUUCUGAAGCAAGCGGCAGCGGUAACUCUGCUACUUCUGGUGCAACUGGUGCUUCAUCAACUAGCUCCAGUGCUCCUCCAUCUGGAUCUAGUGCUUCAUCUGCUCCAAGCAGUGGUGCUUCCGGUGCUUCCGGCGCAUCUUCCUCUGCUCCAACCAGUACUUCCGGUGCUUCAUCUUCUGAAGCAAGCGGCAGCGGUAACUCUGCUACCUCUGGUGCCUCUGGUGCCUCUGGUGCUUCCGGCGCAUCUUCCUCUGCUCCAACCAGUACUUCCGGUGCUUCAUCUUCUGAAGCAAGCGGCAGCGGUAACUCUGCUACCUCUGGUGCCUCUGGUGCCUCUGGUGCUUCCGGCGCAUCUUCCUCUGCUCCAACCAGUACUUCCGGUGCUUCAUCUUCUGAAGCAAGCGGCAGCGGUAACUCUGCUACCUCUGGUGCCUCUGGUGCCUCUGGUGCUUCCGGCGCAUCUUCCUCUGCUCCAACCAGUACUUCCGGUGCUUCAUCUUCUGAAGCAAGCGGCAGCGGUAACUCUGCUACCUCUGGUGCCUCUGGUGCCUCUGGUGCUUCCGGCGCAUCUUCCUCUGCUCCAAGCAGUGGUGCUUCCGGUGCUUCAUCUUCCGAAGCAAGCGGCAGUGGUAACUCUGCUACCUCUGGAAUUGUCAGUGCUUCAUCUGCUCCAAGCGGCAAUGGUAACUCUGCUACCUCUGGUGCCUCUGGUGCCUCUGGUGCCUCUGGUGCUUCCGGCGCAUCUUCCUCUGCUCCAACCAGUACUUCCGGUGCUUCAUCUUCUGAAGCAAGCGGCAGCGGUAACUCUGCUACUUCUGGUGCAACUGGUGCUUCAUCAACUAGCUCCAGUGCUCCUCCAUCUGGAUCUAAUGUUCCACCAAGUACUUCCUCAAGCGCUUCAUCUACUAGUACUUCCAGCAGUGAUCCAAGUAGUUCAUCAACCAGUUCAUCAACCGAGAUCCAAGACGUUGAAGAUGCUUGCCCAGGUCGAAGCUUUUUGAAUAGUGUUAGUAUUCUCCAACAAAACAUGGAUGUUACCGAUGUUUCCUACCUAGGGAAUAACACUUAUAACGUGACUAUUCAUGUUACUGGUUCAAGCACUAUUGCUUCUAAUCUCUUGCAAAGUUUGGCUAUCACCAACAUCGAUGGUCCGGAGAACCAAGUUACUUUGUACAGCACUGACUCUGCGGGUUUGUUAAAUACGGUUUCUCCAACGGACUAUACUGCUACUUUUGAGUCUUAUGGUGUUCAACAAGGUAAUGAAAUCUGGUUACCAGCUUUCCAAUUGACAUAUACCUAUAGCAAUGGUUUACCUGAUCCCUUGGCUGCUAGUAACUCCUAUAAUUUGGCGGCUGGUUGUCCAGCUGUGGAUUCUUCUCUCGCAGGUUAUCACUGGAGAAAUCCAGAUUCACCUGUUAGCUCCACGACUUCUAGCAGCUCCUCAUCAACUAGCUCCAGUGCUCCUCCAUCUGGCUCUAGUAUCCCACCAAGUACUUCCUCAAGCGCAUCAUCUACUAGUGGUUCCAGCAGUGCUCCAGGCACUUCUUCAACAGGUUCACCAUCUGCUCCAAGCGGCAGCGGUAACUCUGGUGCCUCUGGUGCCUCUGGUGCUUCCGGUGCAUCAUCUUCUGAAGCAAGCGGCAGCGGUAACUCUGCUACCUCUGGUGCCUCUGGUGCCUCUGGUGCUUCCGGUGCCUCUGGUGCUUCAUCUGCUCCAAGCAGUGGUGCUUCCGGUGCUUCCGGCGCAUCUUCCUCUGCUCCAACCAGUACUUCCGGUGCUUCAUCUUCUGAAGCAAGCGGCAGCGGUAACUCUGCUACCUCUGGUGCCUCUGGUGCUUCCGGUGCCUCUGGUGCUUCAUCUGCUCCAAGCAGUGGUGCUUCCGGUGCUUCCGGCGCAUCUUCCUCUGCUCCAACCAGUACUUCCGGUGCUUCAUCUUCUGAAGCAAGCGGCAGUGGUAACUCUGCUACCUCUGGAAUUGUCAGUGCUUCAUCUGCUCCAAGCGGCAAUGGUAACUCUGCUACCUCUGGUGCCUCUGGUGCCUCUGGUGCUUCCGGCGCAUCUUCCUCUGCUCCAACCAGUACUUCCGGUGCUUCAUCUUCUGAAGCAAGCGGCAGCGGUAACUCUGCUACUUCUGGUGCAACUGGUGCUUCAUCAACUAGCUCCAGUGCUCCUCCAUCUGGAUCUAGUGCUUCAUCUGCUCCAAGCAGUGGUGCUUCCGGUGCUUCCGGCGCAUCUUCCUCUGCUCCAACCAGUACUUCCGGUGCUUCAUCUUCUGAAGCAAGCGGCAGCGGUAACUCUGCUACCUCUGGUGCCUCUGGUGCCUCUGGUGCUUCCGGCGCAUCUUCCUCUGCUCCAAGCAGUGGUGCUUCCGGUGCUUCAUCUUCCGAAGCAAGCGGCAGUGGUAACUCUGCUACCUCUGGAAUUGUCAGUGCUUCAUCUGCUCCAAGCGGCAAUGGUAACUCUGCUACCUCUGGUGCCUCUGGUGCUUCCGGUGCAUCUUCCUCUGCUCCAACCAGUACUUCCGGUGCUUCAUCUUCUGAAGCAAGCGGCAGCGGUAACUCUGCUACCUCUGGUGCUUCCGGUGCCUCUGGUGCUUCCGGCGCAUCUUCCUCUGCUCCAACCAGUACUUCCGGUGCUUCAUCUUCUGAAGCAAGCGGCAGCGGUAACUCUGCUACUUCUGGUGCAACUGGUGCUUCAUCAACUAGCUCCAGUGCUCCUCCAUCUGGAUCUAGUGCUUCAUCUGCUCCAAGCAGUGGUGCUUCCGGUGCUUCCGGCGCAUCUUCCUCUGCUCCAACCAGUACUUCCGGUGCUUCAUCUUCUGAAGCAAGCGGCAGCGGUAACUCUGCUACCUCUGGUGCCUCUGGUGCCUCUGGUGCUUCCGGCGCAUCUUCCUCUGCUCCAACCAGUACUUCCGGUGCUUCAUCUUCUGAAGCAAGCGGCAGCGGUAACUCUGCUACCUCUGGUGCCUCUGGUGCCUCUGGUGCUUCCGGCGCAUCUUCCUCUGCUCCAACCAGUACUUCCGGUGCUUCAUCUUCUGAAGCAAGCGGCAGCGGUAACUCUGCUACCUCUGGUGCCUCUGGUGCCUCUGGUGCUUCCGGCGCAUCUUCCUCUGCUCCAACCAGUACUUCCGGUGCUUCAUCUUCUGAAGCAAGCGGCAGCGGUAACUCUGCUACCUCUGGUGCCUCUGGUGCCUCUGGUGCUUCCGGCGCAUCUUCCUCUGCUCCAACCAGUACUUCCGGUGCUUCAUCUUCUGAAGCAAGCGGCAGCGGUAACUCUGCUACCUCUGGUGCCUCUGGUGCCUCUGGUGCUUCCGGCGCAUCUUCCUCUGCUCCAACCAGUACUUCCGGUGCUUCAUCUUCCGAAGCAAGCGGCAGUGGUAACUCUGCUACCUCUGGAAUUGUCAGUGCUUCAUCUGCUCCAAGCGGCAAUGGUAACUCUGCUACCUCUGGUGCCUCUGGUGCCUCUGGUGCUUCCGGCGCAUCUUCCUCUGCUCCAAGCAGUGGUGCUUCCGGUGCUUCAUCUUCCGAAGCAAGCGGCAGUGGUAACUCUGCUACCUCUGGUGCUUCCUCUGUUCCAAGCGGCAGCGGUAACUCUGCUACCUCUGGAAUUGUCAGUACUUCAUCUGCUCCAAGCGGCAGCGGUAACUCUGCUACUUCCGGCGCUUCAACCUCUGCUCCAAGCAGCGGUGCAUCUGGUGCUUCAUCUGCUUCAAGCAGUGGCGCUUCCGGUGCUCCAUCUUCUGAAGCAAGCGGCAGUGGUAACUCUCCUACCUCUGGUACUGUCAGUGCUUCAUCUUAUGGUUCACCCGGCGGAUCGAACCGUUCAACUACAGUACUAAGCACUUCAACCGGAGCUGCUGCUGGAACAACUAGCAGUUCCUCCACAGGUCCAUCCUCUGGAUCAGGCAGUGGUGCUAACUCUACCGCCUCUGGUUCAAACGGCAAUGGUUCUAACGGUAAUGGUUCCAACGGUGCAUCCUCUGUUCCAAACACUUCCACUGGUGCUGCUAACUCUGCCACCUCUGGUUCAAACGGCAAUGGUUCCAACGGUAAUGGCUCUAACGGUGCAUCCUCUGUUCCAAGUACUUCCACUGGCGCUGCCGCUGGUUCAACUAGCGGUGCCUCUACUGGCCCAUCCUCUGGAUCAGGCAGUGGUGCUAACUCUACCGCCUCUGGUUCAAACGGCAAUGGUUCCAACGGUGCAUCCUCUGUUCCAAACACCUCCACUGGCGCUGCCGCUGGUUCAACUGGCGGUGCCUCCACUGGCCCAUCCUCUGGAUCGAAUGGCAACGGUUCCAAUACUAAUGGUAAUGGUUCCGGUUCAUCUUCUGGUUCACCUUCUAGUUCUAAUGGCAAUGGUUCCCAUGGCUCCACUUCGGGUCCAAUCUACAGCGCUAACUCAACCACUUCGGGGUCUCCUUCUGGAUCAAGUGGUAAUGGUUCUAACGGUUCGACUUCUGUUCCAAACACUACCACCGGUUCUUCUGGUUCAACCAGUGGUGCCUCCAGUGGUAAUGGUUCCGGUUCUGGCUCCAAUGAAAAUGGUUCUGGUUCCAACGGUAAUGGUUCCGGUUCUGGCUCCAAUGAAAAUGGUUCUGGUUCAGGCUCUAACGGCAAUGGUUCAGGCUCCAAUGAAAAUGGCUCUGGCUCCAACGGCAACGGUUCAGGCUCUGGCUCUAGCGGCAACGGUUCCGGUUCUGGCUCCAAUGAAAAUGGUUCUGGUUCCAACGGUAAUGGUUCAGGCUCUAACAGCAAUGGCUCUGGCUCCAACGGUAAUGGUUCCGGUUCUGGCUCCAAUGAAAAUGGUUCUGGUUCCAACGGUAAUGGUUCAGGCUCUGGUUCAGGCUCUAACGGCAAUGGUUCCGGCUCAGGUUCUAACGGCAACGGCUCUGGCUCCAAUGAAAAUGGUUCUGGUUCUGGUUCUGGUUCAAACACAGUCCCAAUUACCACCAUCCCAGGUACUACUAUUCCAGGUAGCACCGUCCCAGCAAGAACCGUCCCAGGUACUACCAUCCCAAGUAGCACCGUCCCAGCAAGUACUCUCCCAGCAAGUACUGUUCCAGGCACCACCAUCCCAGGUAGCAUCGUCCCAGGUAGCACCAUUCCAGGUACUACUAUCCCAAGUUGCACCGUCUCAGGUAACAUUGUCCCAGGUACUACUAUUCCUGCAAGCACCGUCCCAGAAAGUACCGUCCCAGGUACUACCAUCCCAGGUAGCACUGUCCCAGCAAGUAUCGUCCCAGGCAGCGUGGCUCCAGGUACUACAAUCCCAAGUAGCGUCAUUCCAGGUAGCACUGUCCCAGGUACUACUAUCCCAGCUAAAACUGUUGUAGGUGGUGCAGGUGCUCCAUCUACUAUCACAGUUUCCGGUACAGCUGCAGGUGCUAAUGGCGUUACAGGUACUUCUGGCACUGGUAACAACAACGGUGGUAACAACGGUGGUAACAACAACGGUGUUAACGGCGAACAAACUCCACAAGUUCAAACCAUCACUAGAACUGUCCAACCAACCGGUGGUCAAACAACCCCACAAGUUCAAACCAUCAUCACCACCAUUCAACCAACCGGUGGCAACAACGCUGGCAAUGGUGCUAACAACAACGGUGCUAACGGCGAACCAACUCCACAAGUUCAAACCAUCACUAGAACCGCCCAACCAACCGGUGGUAGCAACGGUAACAACAACGGUGGUAACACUGUCCCAGUGUCCGUCUCCGUCUCCGUCCAAACUGUAACUCAAGUUCAAACUCAAACCGUCACUGAAACUGUUUCUGGUAACUGUGUCUGUCCAACUGGUACAGCUGCAGCCGCCACUCCUUUAGUCUCCAACUCAGGGUACUCUAACAACACUUUACCUGUAAAGAGAGAAGCACCAAUCGUUAAGCCUGUUGGUAAAGACAUCACUGCCCUACCAACGGUUGCUCCUCAAACCGUCUUUCAGGGCUCAGCUGGAAGAUUGGUGAACCCAGUCAACGGACUCUUGUUGAGUCUAUUGACUUUAUUGCCUUUCUUCUUCUAA
Zygosaccharomyces rouxii is the source of this 6909-nucleotide messenger RNA. RefSeq lists its product as uncharacterized. The record is from RefSeq and is a predicted model, not a curated record. Lineage: Eukaryota; Fungi; Ascomycota; Saccharomycetes; Saccharomycetales; Saccharomycetaceae. The transcript has a single exon. Bases 1 to 6909 code for a protein of 2302 amino acids.